This is a messenger RNA of Racocetra persica, 1050 nucleotides long. The record is from the annotation of a GenBank genome assembly. NCBI's taxonomy places the organism in Eukaryota, Fungi, Glomeromycota, Glomeromycetes, Diversisporales, Gigasporaceae.
AUGAAUUUCUCAUCAAAAGAAAUCGAAAAACUUCAAGAAAUCAUCGAUAAAAUAAGAACCGAAAAUAAACUCCUGUUAAAAGAAAGAGAUGAAUGUGAUAAAACAGAUCUUAAUAAUCAACAAAUCAUCGAUAAAAAUAAAAACUUGAAAGAAAAAGACUUCGAAAACAAAAUAUUAGAACUAAGACAAGAAAUAGAUGGAGCAAAAAAAGUACUUUCGGGGUUUAGUAAAAGUAAUAACCUUGAAAAAGAAAAAACACGUAUAGAUGAAUCAGGUGGAGGAAGACACGAAGGAGGCGGAUGGAGACGUCCAAAUGUAAUUCAUCAUACCAAUGUUAUUUAUCAAACAACGAAAAAACAAGCAAACGAAAUGGAAGAACAAUUAAAAGAAUAUGAAAAACAUAAAAAAGAAGUAGAAGAUAAAAUUAACAAAAUUAUGAUAACUCAUCUCAACAUAAGUAGAAUUGAAAUCGAAAAAUUAACCACUGUUAGAAAAUUAGACACAAUCUUAAACUUCAUAAAACAAGAAGUAAAAGAAUAUUUAAGAUUACUUGGAAUCCCUUUUCAAACUGGUGAUAGUUUGAUUUCUAUACUUAAAAAAUUAGUAAAAGCCUGUGAAGAAAUUGGAAUAACUGGUCCUGUUCAAGAAAUGUUAUUAAGAUGUUUAAAAAUGUUAGAUCCUAAAACUCAAAUAAAUGAUUCUAAAUCUUUUGGAACCGAAUCUUUGAGCAUGGAUGCUUUAGUGAAAGCUUGCUUUGAAAACAGUAGAGAUAUUUUGAACAAAGAACGAUUUUUUGAAAAUAGACCUGAAAUUAGUUUUGUAAGAAAAUUAAUAAGAUGUCAUUACUAUUUGGUUAGAAAAAACAACCCAUUGAGUGUAAAAACAAUGGCUGAUAAUUUGUUUAAAAUAACUGAUCUAGAAAGUGAAAAAAUAUUUAACAGAAAAAUAUGGAAAAAUAUCAUUAAAAAGGAAUAUAACUCAUUUUCCAUUUUUAAUCCUCAAUAUAAUUAUAUUAAUAUAGUAGUAAAAGAACUAGGUUACUAUAGAUAG